Saccostrea echinata is the source of this 1764-nucleotide messenger RNA. RefSeq lists its product as uncharacterized. The record is from RefSeq and is a predicted model, not a curated record. Bases 1 to 1764 code for a protein of 587 amino acids. NCBI's taxonomy places the organism in Eukaryota, Metazoa, Mollusca, Bivalvia, Ostreida, Ostreidae. The transcript has a single exon.
AUGUCAUGUCCUAAGUGUAACUGUGACGAUUUCUGCCCGAUAACUGGAGAAUGUUGUAUCGAUAUUGAAGUCAACACGUGCGUGCGAACGUCGUACGGUCCAGAGUGGCCAGAUAAAAUGUUUUACAUGAAAAAUUACUGCCCCUCCAAUACAGAGAAGAAACUUGUAAGUAGAUGUCAAGCUACAAAUGCAAAUGAAAAUAUGCUUGAAAGAAAUCCAGUUACUUCAAAGUCAACCAAUAUUACGUACAGUAAUAUCUACUGUGCAAGAUGUAACAACGAUGUUAAUGUCCUAUCGUGGAGCAUCGCUACAAACUGCAUCAUCAAACUGGAUACUUUCACAACUCUGGAUGAGUUGUGGAAUUAUAUUCUAAACGGACAUCUUUCUUUUAUGUUUAUUCCGACAGAGGAAAUUCGUACAAAUUCACAGGUUCCCAGAAGCUGUAAUGCUAAUCUUAUCAACAGGUGCAAUAUUACAGGCGUGGCUAAACAAUUCGACUAUAAUAUUGAAAAAGCCUGCAACACUUUAUAUCAACCGAUUGGUUUCUUCCAGAAUCCUUUCUGUCUGUUGUGUAAUAUUCAAGAUGAGACAUUUGAUUCACCAAUAUCUAAGUGUAAUGCUACGGGACGGAUACAAGAAAUCGACGAUUAUUUCCGGAGUUCAUGUCUAAAUGAAACAGUGAAUGCUUUGAGGUAUCCAUAUAAAAAUGAAUACUGUGAAGAAUGUAAUAUAGUAAGGACAGAAAGUGGAGACAUUCAGUUGCGUGAUACGGAAUUGACAGUUCAUAUAUACAAUAGACCAGUUCAGAAGUUUCUUCGACUGAAGACCCAAAACCAAGUUUACUUAUCAGAAGUAACGAUUGGUGCUUUUGAUUUCACAGAAAAUUACUCAAUAAGCCAAUAUUUAGGAAAAAUUAAACUUGGAUCAAUUAAAAACCUCCAAAUAAAAAUUCCAGCGAAUGCCGCUGACUUUGGCUGGAAAAAGAAGAAAAAAUGGUGUCAAACGGCAAAGAAAUAUUUCUUUCCUGAUAAUGAAAAUCUGAACCCGCUAAUAUAUGAACCUUCUUGUUCAUGCAAUUCUAACUGUAGUAAAUUAGACAACUGUUGUGAUGUCAAAGGCAGCAUAAUGAACCAAGUUAAGAAGUGGAGUUGUGUGCAGACCUCUUUGCCACGAUCCAAUGAUUUUUACUCAAAUCCCUCUUUUAUGAUCAGUAGAUGUUCAAAUAAAUACAACAAUUCUGUCAUAAAGCGUCUUUGUGAAUCAGACAACAAUGAAGAUCUAACUUUCAUUCCGGUUACAGACAGUCGUACAAUUAAGACCUACAAAAAUUAUUUCUGUUUUCUUUGUUUUACUUCAAAUAAAAACAGUGUUGAAGAACAAACGUAUAUCAUUCCAUGGAAGAUGCAUUUUGAAUGUCCAAACAUCUUCAGCUUCAAGUAUGACGUAAAGUUGGUGUCUUUGAUGCAAGAAGCCUUAUCCAGAAACUGUCGUAUAAGUGUCCUUCCGUAUUUACCAUACCCACCACCAAUGUGUGAACUUCCGGGAAGAGAACAGUUGUAUUGCUCAUUAUGUGAACGAUCCGGAAAAAUGGUAGAAAACUGUAUUAGAACCAAUCAAAAGGAACCAGAUUAUCGUUCAAUAUUCUCAGUAUUUGAGAAAGUUGAUAGCACUCGUGCAGAAGACCCAAGAAUGCAAUGUUCAACUUAUGAAAUGUUUGAUAUGUACACGGUAAGGCCUUUAUACUUUACACAAUGGCUUAAAUAA